AUGAUUAAUGAACGUGGUGAAAUCUUAAUAUAUUAGAAAGAUUUUAAAUUUGAAAGAAUGAUUAAAGGUACUUUUGGAGCUGUGAGAGAUGUAGCAUUCAAUAAAGAAUAUAUAUAUACUGUUAGCAUUGAUCAUUUUUUAAGGUUUAUUUAUAUAUUUAUUUUAGAGUGUAUCAUAUUGAAAAUGUUAGAAUACCAUUAUCAAUUAAUUUAUUAUAAAGAUUAUAAGCAAUUAAUUUCAAUUGUAUUGAAUAUAAAGAUAUAGAGAUAGAAAAAAAAGAAGAAAAAAUUUGGACAAUAAAAAAUGGUAAAGAAGCAAAGGCUAGAUUUGCUGGAAUGAGAAGACAUACUAUUAAAUUGCCAUAUUUGGAUAAAAUGUUUGAAAAUCAUAAACUCAAUAAAUUAAAUAAAGAAUAAUAAAAAUUGAAAUAAGAAUAAUAAUCAAUUUAGAUUAAAUAAGAAUAUGUAGAAUAAGAUUAAUAAGAUUAAUAACUUAAAUAUAAAAAUAUACAAAAUAAAAAAAUAAAAAAAUAAAAAAAUAAAAAAAUUACAACAAAAAAAUAAGAUUCUUGGAUUAAAGAAAUAAAAGUUACUUGUAAAUAAACCAAAUAGAAAAAUCAAAUGAAAUAUUUGUUUUAUAAUGUUUAAAUUGUUAAUUACAUAUAAUUUUUUAUUUUAUGAGUAACUAGAAGAAUAGCUAUGAUAAUUUGAUCUUUUAUGAUGAAGAAGAAGAACAGCAGAACUUAAGUCAGCCAAAAAAGAAUUCUCAAUUUUUAAAUCGAUUGCAUAAUAAAAACAACAAAUCAUUUGAGAAAACAUGGUUAAACACUGUAACAGAAGAACAUCGAAAUGAUUUGAAAGAAAAACUAAAACAAACUGUGGGAAACAGUAAAUACAAGUUCAAAUAUUUGUUUUAGAUUCCCCAAAUAAUGAAUAAUUCUAAACUUUAAAGUAGAAAAAAGACUUAUGAAAUUUUUACAAAAAAUUCUUAGCUUGAACAAUAUUAUUUAUAAUUAAAGAAGACCUCCUCUAACUCAGUAGAUACAAUAUAGUCUAAAGCUAAUUAUAAAGAUAUAUUAAGUUAAAUUUCAAAUAAUAAAGUACAUGAUACGUAUCAACAUUAAAAUAAAAAAAAUAAUGGAGUAAUUUAUACUAAUGAAUUAUGGUCGUAAAAGCUAAGAAAUUAAAUAAGUGAACAAUCUAGAUUAAAAGAAUUAUCAGAGUUACUAGAAAUGAAUAAGAUUAAGAUGAGUUAUGAUGAAUAAUUACAAAAUUUUUAAGAAUACUUUGUAAAAAAAACAAAACCUAAAAAAGAAUCUAUAUCUGAUAUGUAGUAAAUUAUAUCAACAGCAUUUUUAUCAGAAAAUUAAAAGGAAAGUAAAAUCUAAAAUGAAAAUUAAUACAAGAAACCAUAAACUUUAAAUAUAUAAACAUAUUUUAAACCUCAUAUUGAUGAAUAAACUUUUGAUUAUUCAACAAAACAUAGUCGAAUGGGUUCCCGUAAACACAGUCAAGGAUAUAGACCAUAAUCAUAAGAAUAUAGUAUUUUUAGUCGUAGAGCAUCUACUUUAAAAAAUAAAUUAAAUGAUGAAAUGACUACAUAAUUUAAUCAUAUAGAUACCCCAAAUGAUAAAUUAAGAUUCAUAAUAGAAGAUUCCUGCAAAGAAAAUGAAUCAACAAAAACUACUGUUUCUAAAAUUAAUAAUUUUCUUAAAUCAGAAAAAGAGGAUUAAGAAAGCAUUAAAAAAUAAAAAAUUCAAUUCUAGUAAGUUAAAGCUUUGAAUAAUGCAAUAAAAAUUAAAAAAUAGAGGGAAACAAAUUCUCAUAUUUCUAAUUAAAUAACUUGA
This is a messenger RNA of Paramecium primaurelia, 1846 nucleotides long. NCBI's taxonomy places the organism in Eukaryota, Ciliophora, Oligohymenophorea, Peniculida, Parameciidae. The record is from the annotation of a GenBank genome assembly.